AUGGAUGAAUAUUCAGCUACCCCAUAUAAUAUGGAUUACAUAGAGGAUAUGAUUGCCUUCAGAGUAGUUUUAGCUAAUGGAAUGAAUUUAACAGAUUAUGAAAAAAUGGUUGGUAAAGUUUAUUUAAGUUAUGUAGGCGAUUUUAGAUACACUGAUAGUGCAGGCAAUCAAAAAAAUAAAACAUUUUUUGCUUAGCCAUGUGUAGAUCCUUCUCUAAAGGGAUAUCAGUGUUUUAACACUUAGUAAUUAAAUGGUGUAGAAACAGAUAAUUUUACAUUUAACUAUGAUCCAUCAAAAACAAUAUAAGAUAAAUUAGCGUUAUAUGUAGCAGCUUGUAUUUAAGACCUGUUGCCUUAGGGAUAAUUUUGUGCUGUUAACCCUAUAGAAUACGCUUAAGUAUUGUACAAUGUAUUUGGAUACUUUGAAACAAGAAUAAAGUUAAUGCAAUUUAACACUAAGUCAAAGAAAUUUGAGACUAAGAUUAAAACAGAAUAAUAUAUGUUUGAUGAAAGUUUAGCUUUUUAUAGUAAAUAUACAUUUUAAAAGACUGAUUUGAAAUUGAUUGAUGGAUUUGUUAUUUAAUCUACUGUUCAUGAUUCUUAACUAUCUGAUUAUACUAGAGUAGAUUCAGCAAUAAGUUAAUCUUAUCUAUUUAAAGCAUUCAAAUCAUAAAUAUAUGGGGGUUUUUAUUUUAUGCUAGGACCAAAUAACUUAGAAUGUUCUGUUUAAUAUCCAUAGUUUACUUCUUUAUUAGCAUAGUUCUCUAGUGUUUUUAAUACCUUACUAAUGAUAGGAUUAAUUAGUAGGAUGUUAGCCCAAACAGAAAUAGUUUAAGACUUUGUUUCUCUACACUUAUAGGUCUAUUAUAAAUAAACUGCUGCUGAAUUAUUACAAGAGUAAGAAAAGAACAAUAGCUAAGGUAAGAAAAACAACUACGGCAUUUACAAAUCUAUUCAAGAGCAAGGCUUUAAGAAAAAAUUCAAAGACUAUCUUAAUAUUAGUACAUUUUAAAGAAUUAAAAUGUCGAUGACAAACAGUAAAAAUAAAGUUUAAGAUCAGUAACAGUCAAAAUAAAUGCAAAUGUACAAGCAAAUUUUAAAUGAGUCAAUCUAAUCAUUAGAUAUUUAUGAAAUGCAAAAAGAGCUUCUAAGAGUUAAAAUAAUGCUUAGAAUGAUGUUUUCCGCUGAAUAAUAUGCUGCAUUAUAACUUUGUGGAAGCAGAUUAAAUUUAGAUAAUUUAGAAUCGGAUAAUUUAUAAUAACCAUAAUCAAGACAGGAAUCUGGAACAACAAAUAAUUAACUUCAAUAAGACUAAGUUUCAAACUCUAAAGCUUAAAAUACUAAAAAUUAUAUUCUACCAUCAACUAAUUAAUAAAUUUAAAAUGAUAAUCAAAAUUUAGCAUUUAAUAUAACUUCGAUUAACCAGAUUAAAUAAAAUAAAAAUAAUAAUUCCAAUAUUUCAAAUCACCUUGAAGUAAUUGACCAAAUUGAGAGAGAUGAAACCUAAUUUUAGAGAUAUUUAGAUUAAUUUAUAUAAAAUAAUAAGACACCAACUUCAGAAAUAAACAAAAGAAUAAUUUAAUCCAUGAUCAAUUGUAAUAAUGUCAACUAAAUGCCCAUAGAAAAUUUUGAUAUAGAAUCUUAAAAGUAGCUAUUUAAAGAAUGA
This is a messenger RNA of Tetrahymena thermophila SB210, 1665 nucleotides long. RefSeq lists its product as hypothetical. The record is from RefSeq and is a predicted model, not a curated record. Lineage: Eukaryota; Ciliophora; Oligohymenophorea; Hymenostomatida; Tetrahymenidae. The transcript is spliced from 2 exons.